Solanum pennellii is the source of this 693-nucleotide messenger RNA. Its product is annotated as heavy metal-associated isoprenylated plant protein 28-like. The record is from RefSeq and is a predicted model, not a curated record. The transcript has 3 exons. Bases 117 to 548 code for a protein of 143 amino acids. NCBI's taxonomy places the organism in Eukaryota, Viridiplantae, Streptophyta, Magnoliopsida, Solanales, Solanaceae. Gene Ontology annotation, molecular function: metal ion binding.
AUAGUCUAUAGACACACAAAGGCACACGAAUUAAAGUUAGACAUUAAUUAUUUCAUCUAAAGGAAGUUUACAUUUGUGUUGCUAGUAACUCCUCCAUCUUCUCAAAGUCACACAAUAUGACGAUUGUGGAAUUGAGAGUGCACUUGGAUUGUCAAGGAUGCGAAAGCAAAAUAAGGAAAGCUCUCAAGAAACUUCGUGGAGUGGACAACAUUGACAUAGACAUGAACAUGCAAAAGGUGACAGUAACAGGAUGGGCAGAUCAGAAAAAAAUCCUCAAAACAGUGAGAAAAACUGGAAAGAGAGCUGAACUAUGGCCAUAUCCAUACAAUCCUGAAUACCAUAACUAUAUGCACCAUUAUUAUUAUGAUACAUUCUACAACAGGCCGGGCACUUACUAUGCCCCGCCUUCUUCCUACAACUACCGCGUGCAUGGCUACAGUGGCCAUGCUCACGGGUCCUAUGCAGAGCUACCUUACAAUACCAUUUUCGAUGAACGAACCAGGCACAUGUUUAGUGAUGACAACGCAACUGGUUGUUCUAUAAUGUGAUUUAAGCUACAAGUAAAUAUGCUUAUUAGGGGGUUUGCAGUUCUCUUUUUCUCUCUACUUUUCCCUAUAUAUAUGUUUCAUUUGCUACAAAUGAAAUCAGAAUCAAGGUGUACUAUAUCUGUACUGUUCUUUUGCUUGCAUGUAA